AUGGCACAUAAUCAAGGCGACAAUGCCACCCCAACAGCGGGUGAAGCCUCCCCCUCACGCUCCAUUCCUUCGCGACCACCGCCGGCCAAGGUGCAGCAGCCCAAGCCGCAGGCGAUCACAAGUAGAAGUGGGCCGUCUGCGAUCUUGGUUUCGACCAGACAGAAGGGCAAUCCUAUUCUCAGCCAUGUGAAGCUCCUACCCUGGGAAUACGCGGACAUCCCGGCGGACUACGUGAUCGGAACUACGACUUGCGCGCUGUUCCUAUCGCUGAAAUAUCAUCGCUUACAUCCCGAGUAUAUCUACUCGCGGAUCCGCCUGCUGGGAGGAAAAUACUUACUCCGCGUCAUGUUGGUUAUGGUAGACAUUCCAAAUCAUGAAGAUAGCUUGAAGGAACUCUCCAAGACGUCUAUUAUCAAUAAUCUCACGCUGGUCCUCUGCUGGUCUGCCCCCGAAGCUGCGCAUUAUCUAGAGCUAUUCAAGUCGUCGGAGAACUCCCAGCCGACGGCCAUUCGAUCCCAGCAGGCUCAGUCGUACAAAGAGUCCCUUGUUGAGUUCGUCACGACCCCUAGGAGUAUCAACAAGUCGGACGCGGCGAGCCUCAUCUCGACGUUCGGGAGCCUGCAGAAUGCGGUCAACGCGCAGCCGGAACAGAUCAGCUCGGUCCCUGGUUGGGGGGAGAAGAAGGUGCGGCAGUGGUCAAACGCAGUACGAGAAGAUUUCCGGACGGAAGCGGCGAAGAAGAAAGUGGCCCCUGGACGGGAUAUGGGAGGCCACAGUGUGCCUCCAGGGGAAAGUAGCUUUCCUGCUUCAGAGCCGGUCGCAGAUCGUGGAGUCGGGUCGACUUCUGCGGAUAAAACAGAUGAAGAGGGCCAGAGGAAGGACAAUGAGAGCUCCCAAGCCGGUGCGAGUGGUGAAGCGGAAGGCAUGAGCGAGGACAUCAUGGCCGCACUAGCAAGGCUUCGAGGGAAUGACGGCUGAGCUGGCUCGCCAGUAGAAUGGAAUUGAGGCCUGUAUCGAUGCACUACCACCGAAGG
Aspergillus candidus is the source of this 1034-nucleotide messenger RNA. Its product is annotated as DNA repair protein RAD10. Gene Ontology annotation, cellular component: nucleotide-excision repair factor 1 complex; ERCC4-ERCC1 complex; nucleus. Gene Ontology annotation, biological process: UV-damage excision repair; nucleotide-excision repair; meiotic mismatch repair. NCBI's taxonomy places the organism in Eukaryota, Fungi, Ascomycota, Eurotiomycetes, Eurotiales, Aspergillaceae. The transcript has a single exon. Gene Ontology annotation, molecular function: damaged DNA binding; single-stranded DNA binding. The record is from RefSeq and is a predicted model, not a curated record. Bases 1 to 978 code for a protein of 325 amino acids.